This is a messenger RNA of Manihot esculenta (cassava), 906 nucleotides long. RefSeq names its product calcium-binding protein KRP1. The transcript has a single exon. Bases 392 to 736 code for a protein of 114 amino acids. The record is from RefSeq and is a predicted model, not a curated record. Gene Ontology annotation, molecular function: calcium ion binding. NCBI's taxonomy places the organism in Eukaryota, Viridiplantae, Streptophyta, Magnoliopsida, Malpighiales, Euphorbiaceae.
UAAUAUAUACUGUGUGUCAUGCGAUCGACGUCUUGCAAACCGACCAGCCAGCACCCGGCAGGCCAGCGGCGCGGACGAAGAACAAACUUUUAUUCAAACGAACGACAAUAUCCCCUCAGUUGAACAAUUUUUUUUGGCUACACCAAGAGAAAGUCAAUGGCAGAAUCAGAUCCCAAUCAAUCUUAAAUGACGGAAAUGCCCUUUACUAACUUCUGAAGGCAAACAAUUGCCGACCGAAGUUCAACUCUGUUCCAAUGCUGUUAUCCUCUAGGAGACCAGGAGCCACUUCUUGGUCCCUUCCUAGAAGAUCCUUUCAUCUCCUUUCUUGUCCAACUAUUCUUCUAUAUAGCCAAAUCCGCGUUCCUAAAAUGGUCAUCAGAAUCAAGAAGUAAUGGCAGAUUUUGAAGAUUUGCUGCCAGUGAUAGCCAAGAAUCUCGGUGGAGAGGGCCUGAUAAAGGAGCUAUGUAAUGGGUUUCAGUUACUGAUGGAUAAAGACAAAGGGGUUAUCACACCAGAGAGCUUGAGGAGGACCUCUACUCUUCUGGGUUUGCCGGAUCUGAGAGAUGAUGAGAUUAUGAGCAUGGUUAAAGAAGGUGAUCUUGAUGGAGAUGGAGCUCUUAAUCAGAUGGAGUUUUGUGUUUUAAUGUUCAGAUUGAGUCCUGAUUUGAUGGAAGAAUCUCUGCUGCGGCUUCAAAAGGAAUCGACAACAGAAGUGGAUUUUGAUGGAAGGGACUGAAGGUGACCGCGGCUGUGCAACGGGAAAGUGAUACGUCCUGGAAACGGCGACGUCUGUAAUGGAAUAAUAAAAUUUUCCUUUUGGCGGUGAGAUGCAUAUUUCUGGUUAAUCGAUGAUGAAAAUGAAAAACGUUAACAUUUCUAUUAGUUAUAAUAUUUUUUUUUAAUUUC